This is a messenger RNA of Porites lobata, 3192 nucleotides long. Lineage: Eukaryota; Metazoa; Cnidaria; Anthozoa; Scleractinia; Poritidae. The record is from the annotation of a GenBank genome assembly.
CACUGUUCCACAAACACUGUUCCACUCUUCCACCAUCACUGUUCCACUGUUCCACCAUCACUGUUCCACUGUUCCACUGUUCCACCACACUGUUCUACAAUCACUGUUCCACCAACACUGUUCCACCAUCACUGUUCCACUGUUCCACUGUUCCACCACACUGUUCCACAAACACUGUUUUACCGUUCCACCUAUUUCACUAUCACUGUUCCACCUACACUGCUCCACCAACACUAUUCUACUCUUCCACCACACUGUUCCCCUUUCACUGUUCCACUAUUCCACGGUUCCACUGUUCCAUUAGACUGUUCCACCAACACUGUUCCACUGUUCCACCAACACUGUUUCACCAUCACUGUUCCACUACUCCACCAAGACUGUUCCACUAUUCCACCAACACUUUUGCACUGUUCCACCACACUAUUCCACCAACACUGUUCCACUGUUGCACCACACUCUUCAACCAUCACUAUUCCACUGUUCCACCACACUGUUCCACUUUCACUGUUCCACUAUUCCAAGGUUCCACUGUUCCAUUACACUGUUCCACCAACUCUGUUCCACUGUUCCACAAACACUGUUUUACUGUUCCACCUAACUAUUUCGCUUUCAUUGUUCCACCUACACUGUUCCACCAUCACUGUUCCACUGUUACACCAACACUGUUCCACAUUUCCACCAACACUGUUCCACUGUUCCAUCCCACUAUUCCACCAACACUGUUCCACUGUUCCACCACACUGUUCAACCAUCACUAUUCCACUGUUCCAUCACACUGUUCCACUUUCACUGUUCCACUAUUCCACCAACACUGUUCCACUGAUCCACCACACUGUUCCGCCAUCACUGUUCCACUGUUCCACCUACACUGUUCCACCAUCACUGUUCCACUGUUCCACCACACAGUUCCACCAUCACUGUUCCACUAUUCCACCAACACUGUUCCACAGUUCCAUCACACUGUUCCACCAACACUGUUCCACUGUUCCACCACACUGUUCCACAAACACUCUUCCACUGUUCCACCAUCACUGUUCCACUGUUCCACCACAAUGUUCCACUUUCACUGUUCCACUGUUCCACCAACACUGUUCGACAACACUGUUGCACUUUCACUGUUCCACUGUUCCACCACACCGUUCCACAAACACUGUUUUACUAUUCCACCAAACUGUUCCACUAUCACUAUUCCACCUACACUGUUCCACCAUCACUGUUCCACUGUUCCACCAACACUGUUCCACUGAUCCACCACCCUGCUCCACUAUCACUGUUCCACUGUUCCACUGUUGCACCACACUGUGCCACCAACACUUUUCCACUGUUCCACUAUUCCUCCAACACAGUUCCACUGUUCCACCACACUGUUCCACCAUCACUGUUCCACUAUCACUGCUCCACUAUCACACUGUUCCACCAGCACUGUUUCACUGUUCCACCACACUGUUGAACCAGCACUGUUCCACUGUUCCCCAGACUGUUCCAAAAACACUGUUUUACUGUUCCGCCUCACUUUUCCACUAUCACUUUUCCACCUACACUGUUCCACCAUCACUGUUCCACUGUUCCACUAUUCCACAACCACUGUUCCACUGUUCCACCACACUGUUUCACCAUCACUCUUCCACUUUUCCAUUUUCACUGUUCCACUACACUCUUUCACCAACACUGUUACACCUCAGUGUUCCACCAUCACUGUUCCACGUACACUGUUCCAGCAUCACUGUCCCACUCUUCCACCAAAACUGUUCCACCACACUGUUCCACAACCACUGUUCCACUGUUCCACCACACUCUUUCACCAACACUGUUACACCUCAGUGUUCCAGCUUCACUGUUCCACGUACACUGUUCCAGCAUUACUGUCCCACUGUUCCACCAAAACUGUUCCACCACACUGUUCCACCCACACUGUUCUACUAUCACUGUUCCACGCUUCCACCAUCACUGUUUCACUGUUCAACCAACACUGUUCCACUGUUCCCCAGACUGUUCCAAAAACACUGUUUUACUGUUCCGCCUCACUUUUCCACUAUCACUUUUCCACCUACACUGUUCCACCAUCACUGUUCCACUGUUCCACUAUUCCACAACCACUGUUCCACUGUUCCACCACACUGUUUCACCAUCACUCUUCCACUGUUCCAUUUUCACUGUUCCACUACACUCUUUCACCAACACUGUUCCACCUCAGUGUUCCACCAUCACUGUUCCACCUACACUGUUCCAGCAUCACUGUUCCACUGUUCCACUAAAACUGUUCCACCACACUGUUCCACAACCACUGUUCCACUGUUCCACCACACUCUUUCACCAACACUGUUACACCUCAGUGUUCCAGCAUCACUGUUCCACGUACACUGUUCCAGCAUCACUGUUCCAGUGUUCCACCAAAACUGUUCCACCACAAUGUUCCACUAUCGCUGUUCCGCGCUUCCACCAUAACUGUUUCACGGUUCAACGAACACUGUUCCACUGUUCCACCACACUGUUUCACCAUCCAUCUUCUACUGUUCCAUUUUCAUGUACUGUUCCACUGGGCCACUCUUUCACGAACACUGUUCCACCUCAGUGUUCCACCAUCACUGUUCCACCUACACUGUUCCAGCAUCACUGUUCCACUAUCACUGUUCCACCAUCACUAUUCCACUGUUCCACCAUCGCCUUUUUACUUGUUCCACUAUGAGUAUUCCACCAAAACCUGUCCACCACACUGUUCCACCCACACUGUUCCUCUUUUCCACCACACUUUUCCACUAUCACUGUUCCACGGUUCCACCAUCUCUGUUUCACUGUUAACCAACACUGUUCCACUUUUCUACCCCACUGUUCCACUUUCACUUUUCCACCAUCACUAUUCCACUGUUCCCACUGUUCCACGGUUCCACCAUCUCUGUUUCACUGUUUAACCAACACUGUUCCACUUUUCUACCCCACUGUUCCACUUUCACUUUUCCACCAUCACUAUUCCACUGUUUCACCACACUGUUCCACUAUCGCUGUUUCACUUUUCCACUGUGAGUGUUCCACCAAGACUGUUCCACUGUUCCACCACAUUGUUCGUCCAUCACUGUUCCUCUGUUCCACCACACUGUUCCACCAACACUGUUCCACUGUUCUACAAACACUGUUCCUCUGUUCCACCACGCUCUUCCACCACACUGUUCCACCAACACUGUUUCACUGUUCUAG